AUGACAGGAGCUGCAGUAGACACCCCUCCGGGGUCCACCACACCCGCCCCUACCGAUCUCCGCCCAUCGGUCCCGAUACUUUCAUCCAUUGAUGGAGAAGCCGCGUUCCGGUCCGCUUGGGCUAACGACGCCCCAGGCAUCAUGCGGGAAGUCUGGGCCCUUAGCCAAGCCGUAACCAACAUGCACGAGGAAAUCGUGAGGCUCCGCCAAACCGCCAUCACAACUGCCAACACCACGAACUCACACAUCGAAACCCUGCAAACCCGCCUGAGUAACUCCCUCAUGGAAUCGAACGAUAAAGAUGAUACAAUCUCCCACAUGGAAGGACAAAUAGAGGCGUACAAAGCCAUAGCGGCCACUGGAGGAAGCCAUCGCCACCGCUCCGCUGAGCACCCCAAGCCCGAUGCAUUCAGUGGAGAGAAUCCCAAGGAUCUACCAGAAUUCUUACAGAAACUCGAACUCAAAUUGCAUAUGAACAGAGACUGGUGGGCAGACGAAACAGAACGAAUGGGGUUCGUCAUUUCAUGCCUCAGUGGGGACGCCCACGCCCAGGUCAGUUACAACGUAUCACACGGAAUCGUCCAGUUUGCAAACGUCGAGGCCAUCAUCACAACCUUGAAGACAGAUUUAUGGCGAAGAGUGGACUCGGCCGCACUGGAACCCCAAAGAGAUAUAGGACAUGCCAACAAGGUUAUAAACCAACCUUGCGAAAAGCCUUAUUGCCAUACUGGAUCGCAGUCGCCCAACUCAACGACCCCAGACAUUCCGAAAGACAAAAAUCACCUAGUCUACACUUGCAAACGGCCCACCUCUGAAACUACCAAACCCCGACAUCAUAUGGAGGCUCGUGGUCCUCAAAGCCGCACCGACCACUUUAGCGGAAUUCAUCGAACUAGUCAGGCAAUGCGACAGUGA
This is a messenger RNA of Pochonia chlamydosporia 170, 915 nucleotides long. RefSeq lists its product as hypothetical. The transcript has a single exon. The coding region runs from base 1 to 915 and encodes 304 amino acids. Lineage: Eukaryota; Fungi; Ascomycota; Sordariomycetes; Hypocreales; Clavicipitaceae. The record is from RefSeq and is a predicted model, not a curated record.